Elephantulus edwardii (Cape elephant shrew) is the source of this 1329-nucleotide messenger RNA. RefSeq names its product farnesyl diphosphate synthase (gene FDPS). The transcript has 10 exons. Gene Ontology annotation, biological process: trans, trans-farnesyl diphosphate biosynthetic process. Gene Ontology annotation, molecular function: (2E,6E)-farnesyl diphosphate synthase activity; dimethylallyltranstransferase activity. The record is from RefSeq and is a predicted model, not a curated record. Gene Ontology annotation, cellular component: cytoplasm. Bases 5 to 1267 code for a protein of 420 amino acids. NCBI's taxonomy places the organism in Eukaryota, Metazoa, Chordata, Mammalia, Macroscelidea, Macroscelididae.
CACGAUGCCUCGGUCCCGCUGGCUGAGAUCUGUGGGGGCCCUCCUGGUGCCAGCCCCCUGCUGGGCCCCCCGGGUGAGGUGGCUGGGUCUUCUACGGCAGCCCUCCCUGGUGCACGGGUGCCCAGUCCUGGGGGCCUGGCACAGUGCCCGCCGCUUGUGCCAAGUGUGGACAGAGGAUCCUCGAGCAUUCUACUCCUCCCUCAGAAUGAACGGAGACCAGAAAUCAGAGGCUUACGCCCAAGAGAAGCAGGAUUUCAUCCAGCACUUCUCCCAGAUUGUCAAGGUGCUGACUGAGGAUGAUCUGGGGCACCCAGAAAUAGGAGAUGCUGUUACCCGGCUCAGGAAGGUCCUAGAGUACAAUGCCAUUGGAGGCAAGUACAACCGAGGUUUAACAGUGCUGGCAGUGUUCCAGGAGCUGGUGGAGCCCAGGAAGCAGGAUGCUGAGAGUCUGCAGCGGGCCCUGACAGUGGGCUGGUGUGUGGAACUGCUCCAAGCCUUCUUCCUUGUAUUAGACGACAUCAUGGAUUCAUCCCUUACCCGACGCGGGCAGCCCUGCUGGUAUCAGAAGCCAGGCAUAGGUCUGGACGCCAUCAAUGAUGCCAUGUUGCUGGAAUCGUGUAUCUACCGCCUGCUGAAGCUCUACUGCCGGGAGCAGCCCUAUUACCUGAACCUGAUGGAGCUCUUCCUGCAGAGUUCUUAUCAGACUGAGAUUGGACAGGCCUUGGACCUCAUCACUGCCCCUCAGGACAAAGUGGAUCUCAGCAGAUUCACUGAAAAGAGGUACAAAUCCAUUGUCAAGUACAAGACAGCUUUCUACUCCUUUUACCUUCCUGUAGCUGCUGCAAUGUAUAUGGCAGGCAUUGACGGGGAGAAGGAACAUGCCAACGCCAGAAAGAUUCUGCUAGAGAUGGGCGAAUUCUUUCAGAUUCAGGAUGAUUACCUUGAUCUUUUUGGUGACCCGAGUGUGACAGGCAAGAUUGGCACUGACAUCCAGGACAACAAAUGCAGCUGGCUGGUGAUCCAGUGUCUGCAGCGGGCCUCCCCAGAACAGCGCCAGAUCCUGCAGGACAAUUAUGGGCAGAAGGAGACGGAGAAGGUGGCCCGGGUGAAGGCACUGUAUGAGGAACUGGAGCUGCCUGCUGUGUUCAAGCAGUAUGAAGAAGAGAGUUUCAGCCACAUUAUGGGGCUUAUCGAGCAGUAUGCUGCUCCCCUGCCCCCAGCCAUCUUCCUGGGACUAGCGCACAAGAUCUACAAGCGGAAAAAGUGACCCUAAAUACGGCGAGGGUGGGGGAGGGGAGGCUCUUAAUAAAUUAUUAUUGUUUAAUCUUC